GUAACCAUGAGCGUAGUACUCGUAUGCAGGCCGUUUCAGGCGACCAUCUUGGGCUACACCACCUUGAUUCCCGGCUUUCUCUUGCUUCUUCCCUCCAUGCGGGUUUAAUUUACACUUCAUUUAUCUUGUGGUUAAAUUGCUUUCGAUCCCAUUCCUUCAGGCCAUAUCUUGCCCACUCCACGUCUCCCUUCGCCUGUUCCCGGUCGUCUCGUUUACAGCGUUGUCUUCUGCCACUGUUUUUACGAGUUUAAAUUCUUCACAAUGUCACUGGCAGAAGGCCAGAAAAAGGAUGUCGAGGUCACCCAAGAGCCAUACCCCAAAGACAUGCACGGCAAUGUAGACGCUGCGUGGACGUUCCUUGAUCGUCACCGCGACGUGGUGGCAGGCGACAUCCCGGUCGAUAUCGAUGCAUUGCGCCGGAAGAUCGAUUGGCGCAUCGUGCCGUUGAUGUUCUGCUGCUACACGAUGCAGUUCCUGGACAAGGUCAUCCUUAAUUACUCUGCAGUCAUGGGCCUUAACCAAGACCUGAAGCUCAAGGGCAAUGAAUUCUCCAACAUUGCCACGUUCCUGUUCGUCGGCUUGCUCUGCUUCGAAGUGCCCAACAUUUACUUUCUUCAAAUGGUCCCCGCAGCAAAGUGGCUGGGAGCCAAUGUCGUGCUCUGGGGUAUCGCCACGGCCUGUGGUGCCGCUGCGCAUAAUUACCAGACCCUUCUUGUCUCUCGCGUCUUUCUGGGCAUCUUCGAGGCUACCAUUGGCCCUUCUCUGAUGCUCAUCAGUAGCCAGUGGUACACCAAAUCAGAACAGGCCCCGCGGUUUUCUUUCUGGUAUCUCGGUCUUGGCCUCGGCCAGAUCAUCGGAGGAGCCGCGUCAUAUGGCUUCCAACACAUUGGUCCUGGCGCUGGUCUCGCUGGCUGGCGGAUCAUGUUUGUGACUCUUGGCAUGAUCACGGUUGUCAUCGGUCUCUGCACCUUCGUCUUUCUCCCAGACACGCCUAUGCAAGCUCGAUGGCUGUCUGACAGUGAAAAGGUUGCUCUACUGAAGCACGUCAGCGUGAACCAGACCGGCAUUGAGAGCCGCAAAUUCCGCCCAAAUGAGAUAGUUGAAGCAUUGUGCGAUCCUCAGUUAUACCUCAUGGUUUUAUCUGUUGUUUUGCUCUCUGUCUCAAGCGGUGUCGUCACAACAUACUCUGCCACCUUAAUUCGCGGUCUGGGCUACGACGCCAAAAGGGCCGCCCUAAUGAACAUGCCUUCUGGUGUGGUCAGCAUCUUCUUCACUCUUUCUGUUGGCUAUGGUAUCCGAACCCAGUCCCAUCGAUGGGCCUGGAUCAUUGCGUGCAUCAUUCCUGCAAUCAUUGGUGGCGCGCUUAUGUCGUUUCUCGACAAGAGCAACAAGUCCGGAAUUUUGGCUGGUAUUUAUCUGGUCAACGCAGUCGUCGCCCCCUUGACCAUCUUCUACAGCUGGACUGCGGCAAACUUUGGCGGUGCAACCAAGCGAGCCUUUGCUGCUGCAAUCGUCAGCGGUUCUUUCUCACUGGGCAAUAUCAUUGGACCACAGACAUUUCAAGCCCGCGAUGCACCAGAUUAUCGACCAGCCAAGCUUGCAGUCAUGGGGACCCAGGCUGGUUGCGUUGUCACCACAUUCAGCUUGUUUUGUUACUACGUCUGGGCAAACAAGAGACGCAAUGAUCACAGCAAACAGAUGGAGGACGAGUAUAUGUCCCCGGAAGUGUGGUCUACAAUGACAGAUAAGGAAAACAAGUUCUUCCGAUAUACGUACUAGGGUUAUGUGAAGAGCUUUAAUAGUGGCAAAUCGGUGGCUUUAUCAUAGAAACUGUUUUAUUGUAAUUUGGUCACUGAAUACAAAAUUUCGCGGCCUGUGGCCGCUUUAAGCAGCUGCAGAUUUACUUCUAGGCUCGUAGCACCUCACUAUUCCCGCGAAGUAGCUCGAGAUUAGCAUGUUAAACAUUAGUGGCGAGAUCCUGAUCCUCCCGAGAUGCGGGCUUUCCAGCUACAAUGCUACCA
Messenger RNA from Ilyonectria robusta, 2021 nucleotides. RefSeq names its product major facilitator superfamily domain-containing protein. Lineage: Eukaryota; Fungi; Ascomycota; Sordariomycetes; Hypocreales; Nectriaceae. Gene Ontology annotation, molecular function: transmembrane transporter activity. Gene Ontology annotation, cellular component: membrane. Gene Ontology annotation, biological process: transmembrane transport. The transcript has 6 exons. The record is from RefSeq and is a predicted model, not a curated record. Bases 262 to 1779 code for a protein of 505 amino acids.